Aureobasidium vineae is the source of this 855-nucleotide messenger RNA. The record is from the annotation of a GenBank genome assembly. NCBI's taxonomy places the organism in Eukaryota, Fungi, Ascomycota, Dothideomycetes, Dothideales, Saccotheciaceae.
AUGGUCUACGAUGUCGACGAAGGGGAAGAUGUUCCCUGUACGCUCUAUUCAACCAGUAGAAGCAAUGCUCGCCCGCCGUUACUCACGCGAAUCUGCCGUGAGUCGCGCAGAGUUGCCUUUGCUGCAGGAAAAUGGGUUUCGAAGCUGGAAUGGCGAGGAGCAGGCAGUUUUGACGGGCCGCGCGAAGCUGAUUGGAAGACCGGCAACGUUAUAGACCGAGGUUUCUGGGAGGAUGCUUCCCGCGACUCUACGCAUAUGAUGUGGACCUCAAUCUAUGACAUAGACUUUGGCCCUAUGAUACCUGGUCACCCUUUGACUACUUUGGCCCAGGAAGCGAAGCGUCUGAAUAGAUCAGCAUCUUUCAUGCUAGACGAAAUGACUAUUGGUAUAGGGGAGGGGGAGCCCUUUGACGAUCCUAUACCUCAGUUGUUUGAAAGAAUACCCUUGGACAAAGGCAAGCCGGAUGACCUAGCGGCACUGAAGCUACUGCCAGAAUGGAUGGUAGUUGUGAGAGUGGUCGUUAUACACCUCGACCUUAGACGAGCUGCCGACAGCGGUCUGUUUGGGCUGUUGGGGGACGAAAUUAUACAAGUGGUGGAAGCCACUCUGCCGUUGGUCGAGCAGUUGUAUGCGCUGGCCGAGCAUUGUGAACGUGGAGCUUCCGCCGUCACCUGUGCUCAGGACUUCACUCGAAUGUCUGCAGACGACAUGGACGCCAUGGUGAAGCGUGUAGCAUUCAAAGUUUUCCACGACUCCGAGAUAGGCAAGCGUCUGCGGCCAGCAAUCAUGUUUAGGCUGUGUACACAAAUGUGUAAUCACAUCAACACGCCGAAACAGGAGGAGCAAAAUGUCUAG